Monoraphidium neglectum is the source of this 402-nucleotide messenger RNA. Its product is annotated as prefoldin subunit 1. The coding region runs from base 1 to 402 and encodes 133 amino acids. Gene Ontology annotation, cellular component: cytoplasm; prefoldin complex. NCBI's taxonomy places the organism in Eukaryota, Viridiplantae, Chlorophyta, Chlorophyceae, Sphaeropleales, Selenastraceae. The record is from RefSeq and is a predicted model, not a curated record. Gene Ontology annotation, molecular function: protein folding chaperone. Gene Ontology annotation, biological process: protein folding. The transcript is spliced from 4 exons.
AUGUCGAAGGAAAAGGAGGACAAGGAUGCGCAGACGCUGCUGGAGCUGCGGGACAAGCUGGAAAUGAACGGCGCCUACCUGGCCAUGGUGCAGAACCAGCAGCGGCGCACGGGCGUCAACCUGCGGAGAGCGCAGCUGACCCUGGACGAGGUCCAGGCGCUGCCAGAGUCCGUGGCCAUGUACAAGGCGGUCGGCAAGGCCUACUUCCUGGCGCCCAAGGCGGAGCUGGUGUCUGAGCUGUCGGGCGACGUCAAGGCGGGCCAGGACCAGGCGGCUGAGCUGGAGCGGCAGCAGGAGCGCGCGGUCAAGGCCAUCAAGGCGAUCGAGGGGGAGGUGGCCGAGGUGGCGCGCGGCAACCCGGGGGCGCAGCAGGCGUUCCGGCGGCUGAUGGGGGGCGCGUGA